Molecule: messenger RNA, 633 nt
Organism: Rotaria sp. Silwood2
Lineage: Eukaryota; Metazoa; Rotifera; Eurotatoria; Philodinida; Philodinidae
Source: the annotation of a GenBank genome assembly
AUGCAUUAUGAUAACAAGUUUGAAGGUUAUACAAAUUGUGCUGUUGCUCAAGCGACUUCACUCUGCACAGAUAAUAAAACAGCUGAUCAUUUAUGGAAAUUAAGUGCUGAAGCAUAUGCUUUUUUUUAUUUAUUAUCAAAAUAUUAUGUAUUUAAUGAAUGUAAUGCAGAUGCACAAGGUGUUCCUUAUAAUGGUACUUGCACUUUUACUCAUGAUUGUGUUGGUUGGCGUGAUGGACGUGUAAUAUGUGAUACGACAAAUAGAUGUACUUGUAGACCAGUUCUUACUGAUGCUUACGGGAAAGUCUUUUGGAAUAGUACAAGUCGUCGUUGUGUUUAUUGCCCAUCGAGAUGGUUUUUUCAAGGAACACGAUGUUAUUAUUUUCCUUAUGAGAAAACGAGUUGGUCAAAUGCUAGAGAAAGAUGUCGAUACCCUUUUAUGGCUGAUUUAAUUGUUUUUAAUGAUGUUGAUGAUUUAAAUUGGCUUCGAAAACAUGGAGAAGAAAUGGAUAUGUCAAUGGUUUUUCCUGAUACUUGGGAUACUCCUUAUUAUACUCGAUUUUGGAUAGGUGCAAUGAAUGAACCAUUUGUUAAAUGUAAGUUAGUAAUAAAUAUUAAUUUAAAAACAAAAUGA